AUGGUGCUUCCACAGACAGAAAUAUUUGAGGACCAAUUUCCCCUGAUUCGAAGCUGUCCUGCAUUGAACGAAAUUCGUCUUGCUCAGGACAUAAAGGAUCUGCGAAUAGAGGUAAGUUUCCUUACUGCGGACAUUUGUGUGUAUGUUUGCCAGGUUGGGGGCGGGGCAGUGCUUCACGCCCAUCGAAUAAUAUUAGCGGCCCGCAUUCCUUCUUUGCGAGCCGCUCUCAGUGGUCCCUGCGGGGAGGAGAAUUCGGUUCUCAGAUGGCCCACAGUGCCUCUCAAGUAACAUUUGCAUCGGUUCUCUGACUUUUCUUACUCUUUGCGCACUUUAUAGCCUCGCAACAACAUUCAUUCAGUAUGUUUACACGGGUCAGGUUGAGAUGACACAAAGUAAUGCGAGGGGCAUGGUUACGCUUGCCAAAAUGGUCAAACUGCCUGACCUCGUUAAAUGGGGAGUUACAUUCAUGGUCAAAGGGUAACUAUCGUUCCGGUCUUACCUACGCACACUAAAGCCUCAAGUUAGAAAGUCUGCCGGCAGCUUGGGACCUUGCUAGGACCCUGAAUGUGGAAGUACUGGCGGAGAAGUGUAUCGGCCUGAUGAAGGAGCAGUUUGAGCACUUCAUUCAAACUGACCUCUUUGUCAGCUUGCCUGCUGAAACUGUGUUCACUCUGCUUCGCAGCGAUGAUCUCUCGGUGGGAUGUGAGGAGCAGGUAAUUGCAGCCAUUUCGCGCUGGGUGGACGCCGGUGGUGCUGACGAUGAUGAGAAGCGGAGAGUGCACGCUCCGGCAAUGCUGAAGGAGGUUCAGUGGCAGCUGACGAGCGUGCAAUGUCGCAGUCGCCUGCUGGAUAGUUAUCCAACACUCCAGAAGAGUAACGAAUGUCUGUAAGUUUAUGCCAUUUUAGUUCUGUUCAUUUGCGAUAAAAGUCGUCUUAUGCUUCAGGUGGAGCACUGGAUUGGCGCUGCAGAGAAGGGCAAGCCUCCUCGUCCCUUCAACAUCAGGCAACGUGUACUUCAGACGUUCCUCCUCUUUGGAAAGGAUAAAGAUCAAGAUAGUUACUCUGUCCUCCGCGUUGAUGCGCACCUGCAUCGGGCAGAACGAGUUGCUGAGAUGAAAAAACGCCUAUAUGCCUCCUUCUCUGUGGUGGGCGGUGAGUUGCUUGACAGCGCAUGCCGUUUGUUUUCGUGCUUGAAGUCUAAUGUUUGUCUCUGUGUCCACGCAGCAUUUGCCAUUGCGUAAGCAUCUCGAGCUCCUGAGUAAGUCCAUUGUAGCAGCUGCAGGUGCUGUUUUGAAGAAAGAAAAUAAAUAAGACACUUGAAGAAGUAAGACUUUUGUAUCGACCGGCGCCCUCCUAGGGGUUCCUUUUUUGAAGAUGGCGGAUCUGACUGUUACUUUUGUGUAAACACCCUCAACUGUUCGCCUUAUGCGUUACUUCUUCCAACCUCCACCGGAAGAGAGCAUUUUCGUUAUUGGAGGAUGCAGCUCAGUGCGUACUGAUGUCGACGAGUUUUUGGUGAGAGAAGGACGCUGGCGCGAGCGUACGCCCCUCGCCGUUGCCCGCUGGUGCCACGCAGUCGCAGUCACGAACGUGUCCGACACCGCCGCCGCCGGAGAGAAGACGCUGAUUGGCGUUUUUGGUGGAAAGGGUGGAGAUGGACGCCUUUCCUCCUGUGAGCUCUAUGACGUCGGCCAGGACAGGUGAGAAGACGCCGGUCGUGGCACAUCCAUUUUUGCUAGAAAUAUCAAUCACGUACUCACUGUCCCCCUUUCCCUCCGCUUGCCCCGAACAGAUGGCACAAAUUGCCCGAUCUGCCGGAGAAGAGGAGCAGUUCAGCUGCGGCCUGCCUACCCGGCGACAGUCGGGUCUUCGUUUUUGGCGGUCACGAUGACUCCUCCUCCUCCGCGCUUGCUUCCGUAGUCUUCUGUCAUCUGCGGGCAGACUGGCAGGGACAGGCGACCUCAGCGGACUUUUGGCAGCCAGCUGCCCCCAUGAGAACUGCGCGAUAUGGCCUCGCAGCAACGCCAUUUCGGGGAGCAAUCAUGGUCGCCGGAGGAUACGAUGGCCAAAGGAAUCUCAACGUCGUAGAGGCGUUCUCGCUGCCAGAUGCCAGCAAACCCCUCGGCCAGUGGACAGAGCUGGCCGGCAUGAAUCAGCCCCGCUGCUACUUCACUCUUCUCACCUCUGCCAACGCCGUCUUUGCCCUCGGUAAGGCGACACACAGAGUAGAUGGGUCCUUUCAUGCUACUUGCUGGUCUCUUUCAUGUUAGCCUACUUUUCAUCUACAAAGCUGAAAGAUUACAUCACCUGGAAGGUGACGCCAGAUGCAACUGUAAUCUGUGACAUGAUUCCGUGGAGGUUGUUCUCCUGCGCACUGCGCCAUCACUGCCAGAGGCAGACGGAGUCAUUGUAAUUUCUUCCGAUCCUUAAUUUUUUUAAACAAAACUCUUUUCUCUCUGGUGUCUUUCCUCUUUAAUGCCCCUUCGUUAUGAUUACUCAAAUGAAACAUUGUAGGCAACGACGACGCACCGAAAAACACAGUGGAGUCUCUCACGGCACCAGAAGGUUCGACUGACUCUGACAAUGACUUGGCAUCUUGGGUCUGGUCGUCCAUGAGCCGAGUGGAGACACUGGACCGGAUUGUUGAAGCUGCAAGCAUUCGCAUGUAAAUGCCUGCGUUGAUUUUUCUUGGAUCGCACUUCGGCAUUUCCUCCAUUGGCUGUUUACUGAAAAUAAACGACUAGCAAAUAAAUUUGCCUUGACAUGUGUUAUUUCAAAACUGUGAAAAGAUGCGUGCGGUGUGCAACAUAUGGCAUUGCCGAGUGAUGUCUAUUUUUGACUUUGGGGGAAUGAAAUAGGGAUGUGGGGAUUAGGUGAACCAGUUAAUUUGCUCGAGGGAGAUGAUCAUUCGCUGAUUAGAUAUAGUGAAUUCGAAAGGGUGUUUGUAUAGAAUUUAUUCCGAUCUCUGGGACAGAAGCAAUGUUCGUCUGACGUCUCCAGUGCAUGCAAGAUUUAUGACGUAGACAGCGGAGACUGGGGACGUGAAGAGGGGCGCCGAUGAUGAUGAGGAAGAAGAAGAACGUGAGUAGGAACAAGACCAAGAUGCUGAUGCAGACGAUGAUGAUGGUGAUGAUGAUGAUGAUGAUGAUGAUGAUGAUGAUGAUGAUGAUGAUGAUGAUGAUGAUGAUGAUGAUGAUGAUGAUGAUGGUGAUGAGCGAGUUUUCGACGGUCGAAGUGGUCCUGUGGUGUGCUUCGCACUUAUCUCUCCCUCUCUCUUUCGGUGGAAAAUGAAAAUCCGAGUUGCUAAAGUCUUUUACCGCGGCUAA
Spirometra erinaceieuropaei is the source of this 3326-nucleotide messenger RNA. Lineage: Eukaryota; Metazoa; Platyhelminthes; Cestoda; Diphyllobothriidea; Diphyllobothriidae. The record is from the annotation of a GenBank genome assembly.